Messenger RNA from Darwinula stevensoni, 4169 nucleotides. The record is from the annotation of a GenBank genome assembly. Lineage: Eukaryota; Metazoa; Arthropoda; Ostracoda; Podocopida; Darwinulidae.
AUGGCGAGUGAGAGCUGGGAGGACUCGGAAGAUUCAUUCUGCGGGUUCUCAUUAAGGGGUAUCCAGUCCAGCGCCUCUUGUGACAGUGAAUGGACGGGCACAUUCUCUGUUCCUCGAGUGCAUUAUGUGCUUGCAGGAGCACCUCUCACCUAUCCUCACCCGUAUUCCGUAUUUGGCUUAUCUUUAGAUACCAUGAUCCUGCUUUUGAUUCCAGUCCCAGGUGGUGUUCGGUGUCGAUCAUCGGCCAUUCCCCAGUUGUCGGCUCCGACCAACUCUGUGGACAAUCUUUCUGCUGGACUUCAUCGCCGCCAUCAUGAAGGUGUUGACCAAAGAGACAAGUUCUGCUUUGGUCGUGCUUCUGUCGACAACUUGAACUCUACGUGCACGCUUUCGAAUCGUAACAAAGGGUCUCGGCCAGAGAGACUAAAUCAGACACUUGUGAGAGCCCCGAAACGAGAUACGCACAAUUCCACCUUCUUGGUGUCUUCGUCGCCUUGCCUGGAAGGCUCGAAGAAGAAGAAGACCAAAGAGGAUCUCCCCUCGGCCUCCUCCUGCCGCCUCGUCAAUUGCGUGGAAACAAGCAAUUGGCCUCGAGAAGAGGUGCUUAAGCAAACAUCUGGGUUCAGAUGCGAUUCCACUCCUUUGCACAACCUAAUAGCAGGCCAAGAUCUCAACAAAAUCAUCACAGUUGAGAAAAAAACUUUGAAUUCCACCUUCACAGCCUCAACGGAUCAUGUGAAGAGGAAAACUAGUCUGCAACCCGAAAUCCAAAGCCGAACACGAGUUGAAGAUUGGCACAAGAAACUCGGUUGCCGUGUUGUGGUGGACGGGCAGCAGCCAGGCUUCCUUCGUUUCUACGGUCGAACUUUCUUUCAUCCGGGGGAUUGGUGUGGCAUAGAAUUGGACAAUCCCGGUGGGAAAAACGACGGCUCAGUCAAUGGCAUCAGAUAUUUUACUUGCCCGCCACGUCACGGCUUAUUCGCCCAACCCCACGUGGUUCAACUCCUCUCUCCCAUUCAAGCAGAAUCCAGCCCAACUGGAAGCAGUGAUGGAGGGGAAUCCCUAGGUCUCCUCAACAUGGUCUCGAGUGUGAAUUCCGAUAUCAUGAGCGAGUCGUGGAAUAGCAACGUGUCAACGUCAGUUUUAAAUUCCCCUGGCAAUAAGAACCUUCUGCAACAGCUGAUAUUGAAGAGCUACCCGAGUGGAAAUAAGGAGGAUGUCCUGAACGGAAAUGGACAAGGAGAUACGUGCACCGAUGGGAAACCCAUGCCCCCGAUCAUCGCAACGAGUGUUACCAGUAUCGAUGGGGAUGGAUAUCAAGGAGAUGCGGAAAAUGAAGGUACGGACACCGGAAAUUCGCCGACUGUAGCAUCGAAGUCUUUCGUCCUGGGUCAGAGGUUAAUGCGACCUCAACCUGAUCCAUUGACGGAUUCCGAUUUCUACAGCAGUUGUUGCAGUGAAGGUGAACCCGAGAGCAUUGUGAUGAUAAGCAAUCGACCUCUGGCCGUCAAUUCAAACCCUUCCAGUCGGGUUCUUACCAGUCAAUCCGAAAUGGACAGCAGUGGGAUGGUCAGCGAUUUCUGCCCUGAAGAGAUCACCGUCGGGAACUUGACCGUCAUACAUCGUUCUUCUACUGAUUCCAAGAUCCCCAGCGGUGCUCUUCCGACUGUCGUCAAUAAAGAGAAAGCUGUGAAAGUUCGAAGAGAAAUUAAGAGGGAUCCAUCUUCCAAAUUGAAAUACCCCGAGAAGAAAUCGACGCAAGAGACGAAGAAAGGUCGAUGGGAGGACGUGAUGAGCUCGAUCAAGAAGAACCAAGAAGAAGGGAAAAGUCGACCGAGACGAGAAGUUCUGAGUCGAUUGAUGGAAGGGGUGGUGGGGGCAUCGAGACCUCCGUCAAAUGCCUCUAAUCGCAGUGUCGCUUCCACGGCCAAUUCCGUCAAAGAUACCACGAGCAUAAGAGUGACGAGGGCAGCUCGACCUGCAACCCUACCCAAAGGCAAGAAGGCCCCACCGCCCCAUGUCAGUGGGGCUGGCCCUCAGGGGUUCUUUCGAAAAUCUGUCUCUAUACUGUCCAGCAGGGAGACUACCAGACUCAACGGAGGGAUCCCUCGUCGAAUGUCAUCGGGUGGUGGAACUUCUUUUUCUUUUCCAAGCACCAUCCCCAAGAACAAGGACAAACAAUCCCAGAAACCCGAAGGGAAUCUGAGUGGAUCGAAGUGGAAUAAAUUGGGAGGGAGACCCCAGGAUGUCCUGGAGAAGCAUGCUCGAGAGAUGGAACGAUGGAAGAGGGACUCUGAAGCCAAAACCCGGCAACUGCAGGAUCUCACGAUGAAAUUCGAUGCCAUUGCUGUCGUCAUCCGAUACAUGAAUGAAGAGUGCGAAGCUUUCACAUGCAAGGAAUGGAAAGCUCGCUUCCACUCGUGCCUGACAGAACUGGAAGACACGAAAGCCAAGCUUCGAGACAGUCAAACUUUCUUUGGAAACCUCGAGACCCGCAUGGAGGAAGUUCAAGCUGCUUAUGAGAAGGAGAAGCUCACGCUCAUCAACAGCCACAAAACUGAAAUGGAAGGAGUGACACAAAGACAUGAAACAGUCUUGAAAGAAGCUCUUCAUGGCCAGGAGCAAAGGUUUGAACGGCAAUUGACUAGAUUAAGGGAGGAAGGAGAGGAGGCAUGUCGUCAGAUCCAAAAGGAAGCUGAUGAGGUGCUCAAAGCUCGAAGUAUUCAGUGGGGGAAGGAGAAGGCUGAAACUGAGGCUCUUCUUGAGGAUGUCAAGAAAGAACAUGAGACUCUACUACAAGGUCUUCAGAAAGAUACUAAUGUUCGCAUUCAGACACUUGCAAAUCGAUGCCAAGAUUUGCAAAAAGACAGGGAUUCCCUAAAUGCUGUCCUGGAGAUGCGAAGUGGAGAAUUACAACAGCUUAGGAGUGAACAACAGUUGUGGAAGAUCAAGGAGCAGGAGAUGCUACAAUGGAAGGACACCAUAGCUCGUCUCACUGCCCAGAAUGAAGAUUUCCAGGCUCAAAUUAACAAAUGGGAACAAGUCCAAAAAGAAUGGGAGACAAACUAUUUGGCCUUAGAGGAGAGGAUUCGGAAUGAGUUCAAGGAAAAGAAGCGCCUCUCUAUGCACAAUGACAUGCUUCAGUGGCGAUUAAAAAACAAGGAUUCCCCUGCACCAGGAUCUCCUUAUACUCCUGUUGUGAAUGGCAAUCAUAAUCACAACAGUCGUAAAAGCUUACCAGGAGGAAGGACAGAAUAUGACUCAGACUCUGAUAUCAUCCAGAGCUCCCCAAGAUCCUUGAGGCGAUCAGACUCUACAGGAAUGAAGAGAUCACGGCCAAGAAAAGGUAGUAUGAGCCCAACGCCCUCAAGUGAAGGAGAGGGAGAGGUUCCCUCAUCACCCGUCUCUGCACGCAUCUUGGUUGAAAAGGAUGCCUCUAUCUCCUUUCACGUGGACUUCAUAUCUGAAAGGGCAGAGGAUGAUGAAGAAGCACAAAAGAUGUUUUCGAAGGAGAUGAAAGAAGUCAUUCAAGUGUUUGAGAUGAACCAUAGCCCUCUGCAAGUCAAUGGGCAUAUGGAAGUUCCAACUCUGAAUGGAACCUUGACUGGAAUGAAAAGGCCCUCUCUUGAACUUGACAUGAAGGGUGAGGAUUCUUCAUUGUCUUUGUCAUUGGAUGAAUUCCAGGAUGGAGCUGGUGAGGCUCUGUUCAGUUUAGAUGUCUUAUCAAGUGGCCUCCCUUCAUUUGAAGAGAAGAACACACUAGAAGAAGGUCAGAAGUUGGAUAAGCCUACUUUGGUUGAAGUUUGCCCUUUUCUUCAUGCCAAAUCUCCCUAGUCAAUGUGCAAUCUUGUUUCAUUUCCUGGAGAAUGCCGCAUGGGAAAAGCAAACUCCCUUGAAAGUGAUCAAGUGCCAAAUAGAGUUGAAAGUGAUUGGUACAUGUGCACAAUGCACAGUGGUUGAGUUAUCUUUCCAGCACUUGAGGGAAAAAAUUUACCCUGGCACGUUGUGAUAAUCUCACAUUCCUGACUGACACAUAAGUGUUCAAUUUCUUUCUCUGAUGCAUUAGAUGUCAAUCUUAGAGUCUCUGGCUAAAUAUGAGUAACCAUGAAAGGAACGUUGUUUCUGUUAUCCUAGACUGUAAGGCAUCAUAUUACAUCUGCAAGUUGUGG